Messenger RNA from Oryzias latipes (Japanese medaka), 2237 nucleotides. RefSeq names its product zDHHC palmitoyltransferase 6 (gene zdhhc6). The record is from RefSeq and is a predicted model, not a curated record. NCBI's taxonomy places the organism in Eukaryota, Metazoa, Chordata, Actinopteri, Beloniformes, Adrianichthyidae. Gene Ontology annotation, molecular function: palmitoyltransferase activity; protein binding.
UGAGAGAGGGUUUCGGAAAACUAUCACGCCUAUCUCUUUGUUGUGUUAUUUAACAAAACAUAUAUUUUUUCAUUUUGUUUUAAAUUUGAUCUGACUGUUUGUAGUUGACGGAUUUUCAAUCCGAGACGCAACUAGGAAGGUUCUCAGGGCACAUAGGGGAGGAAAACAAAAAUCCGAAGUGCAAGUGAUGGGUAAACGGACUCUCACAAGGUUCCUGUGCUUCAGGAUUUGAGAGGGGAGCAUGCUGCGCUCUUCAAGGGCAAGACACACCGGGACACGGAAAGGCCGGGUGACCACAGACCAGGGAUGUAGUUGGAUUCUUGAAAGAUGAAAAUAAAAAUGUGUGCACUGCUGACUUUGCAAGAUAUAAGAAACAAGUAGCACACUCAGGCAGAGUCCAAACAUUUCAGGUCCCCAACAAAAAAAAAAAAAAAAGAACAUUUUCUUAAGCUUCCAGUGGGACGAAUAUGAAUUUCCUUUCAGCGUUAGUUCGAUUCGAGAACCUCCAUGAGGUUCGAAGAUUGUGCCACUGGGGCCCAAUCAUAGCCCUCUCUGUCAUUGCUAUAUGUUCAACCAUGGCAAUCAUAGACUCAGUCAUCUGGUACUGGCCUCUAGACACCACUGCAGGCAGCAUUAACUUCCUCAUGCUCUUAAACUGGACUGUUCUUAUCCUUUACAACUACUUCAACGCCAUGUUUGUUGGGCCUGGAUAUAUUCCUCUUGGCUGGAAACCAGAAAACCCAAAAGAUACCCAAUUCCUACAAUACUGCAGGAUUUGCCAAGGAUACAAGGCACCCAGAUCCCACCACUGUCGCAAGUGUAACAGGUGUGUUAUGAAAAUGGACCAUCACUGCCCAUGGAUCAACAACUGCUGUGGCCAUUUGAACCAUGCCUAUUUCACCAGCUUCCUGCUGCUGGCGCCGUUGGGAUGCUCCCACGCUGCCUUCAUCUUUGUUAUGACCAUGUACACGCAGCUCUAUGAGAGGAUUUCAUUUGGGUGGAGUACUGUAAAGAUUGACAUGAGCGCUGUUCGCCAGUUUCAGCCCCUCAUGCCCUUCAGUGUUCCCGCCUUUGCUGCCACACUCUUUGCCUUAGGUUUGGCAUUGGGUACUACUAUUGCAGUUGGAAUGCUUUUUUUCAUACAGAUGAAAGUCAUAUUGAGAAAUAAGACCUCAAUCGAGUCCUGGAUUGAGGAAAAGGCCAAAGACCGAAUACAGCACUACCAAACAGGGGAGGAGUUUGUCUUCCCUUAUGACCUCGGAAGCCGCUGGCUGAAUUUCAAGCAUGUUUUUACAUUGUCAGGGACACCCAGAGGGAAUGGUCUUGAAUGGCCUGUUCAUUCCAAGUGUCACCAAUAUACCUUAACUAUAGAGCAGCUGAAACAAAAAGCUGAUAAACGAGUGAGAAGCCAGGUCCAAUACCAGGCAGUGGAAGACUACAAUGGAGCUUGCUGCCCCCUGAAUAAGGGUUUUCGAACCUUUUUUAGAACUCCCUGCACAGAGGAGCCCAGAAUUCCCCUCAGCAAGGGAGAAACCAUCCUAGCAACUCGUGGAACCAAGUGGUGGAUGUAUGGAGAUAAAAUUGUUAGUGAGGAAGAAAUGAGAGCUGGAGUACGCGUCCGAGGUUGGUUUCCAAGGCGAUGCGUGGAGAAGUGCCACUACGACACAGCUGCCAAUGAAAGCACCAGCGAUAAGAAAGUAAAUUAGUGCAUGUGGAUAGCUUUUCCUUUGACUGAUAGGAGGUUUAAUUAAACACAAGAUGUCUGUCUAUGUUCAUAAAUUUAAGUUUUAGUGACGAUGUGCCGGAUGCUGCAGUCUUAUAAUCUGUAAUGUCAUAAUUUGAUUAAAUAAUCCCAUGCAUUAUAGUUCUAACUUAAUUUUUUAGACUGGGUGAAAGGCUUAUUUAGUAUUUAUCUGUCAAAUAUCUUAAAGGGACUGAGGGUUCUAGUUGGGUUCAUCUUGCAGGAUAAAAUGCCUUAAUUAUCAACAAUAGCCAACAAGCUUCAAUGUACCUUCAUAAUUAUCUGUGACUUUUUACUCCAAUCUGUUCUACUUUUGUUGCUCUGUGUUUUUUCUUUUUUACUCAUGUAAUGCCGCUGCUCGGCUAACCCCAGGGCUUCAUCAUGCAACUCUCUGUACCGUAUGGAGAUAACACUCUUUGUUUAUAUUAUUUUUGUAGGCACAAGCUGUUGGCCUCAACUUAUAAAUUGAAAAUUAAAAAAAAGAUCUACAGCAAGA